Messenger RNA from Cajanus cajan (pigeon pea), 1024 nucleotides. RefSeq names its product non-specific lipid transfer protein GPI-anchored 20. Lineage: Eukaryota; Viridiplantae; Streptophyta; Magnoliopsida; Fabales; Fabaceae. The record is from RefSeq and is a predicted model, not a curated record.
AACUUUGACCUUCCCAAUCUUCACUUCUCUUCUUCAUGCCUCCCAUCUAUAAAUUCCCUCACCCUGCUCCAACCCAACCAUCAAAAUUCUAAACUUACAAACACAAUUUUCUUUGUACAUCCAAAAAUUCCUAGUGAUGGCAAGUUUUGGGUCUCUAUGCCGCAUAGCUCUAGUGCUAGUCAUGGCUAUGGUGAUGGGUGCAGCAUCACCAUCGUACGCUCAAAUCAACACGCCAUGUAACGCCUCAAUGCUAAGCACUUCGUUCACACCUUGUGUGAAUUUUCUCACAAAUAGCAGUGGCAAUGGUUCCUCACCAACAACGGAGUGCUGCAGUGCCCUUAAGUCCCUCACAAGCGGUGGCAUGGAUUGUUUGUGUCUCAUUGUGACUGGCAGCGUUCCCUUCAGAAUCCCCGUCAACAGAACCUUAGCCAUCUCUCUCCCUCGUGCCUGCAACAUGCCCGGUGUCCCGCUUCAAUGCAAAGCCUCGGGUUCCCCACUUCCUGCUCCUGGACCAGUGUCUCUUGGGCCAUCUCCUUCUCCUGGAUCAGCUCCAUCUGGAUUUACACCAACCCCUAGUCCUCAAGCUUCAACUGUUUUCCCCUCACCGACUUCACCUUCUGUGGCACCACAAUCUGACACAACAACUCCACUUUUGAGUCCACCGUCUCCAUCGGCGGAUUCUGGCAACCCUUCUGUAUCAACGGGGAGUGGCCGCACUAAUCUCACCCCAUCAUCUGCCAUCACAUCUUACUCUCUCCCACCUUCUUUUCUCUUCAUUGCUUUCGGAUUUGCUCUUCUCAAAUACUACUAGCUAGCUUCUCUGUUUGCCCUUCGCAUAUCUUAUCAACACCUACUUUAUAUAUAUGUUUCUAUAUAUUCUUUGCCGUGUGGCUAUUGUGUUACAUUUUAGAUUGUUUCAGACCCUUUACUUGGGGAGUAUUUAUCGAUUCAAAAAGCUUUUGUAUUGUAAUGUAUAUGUAAUUAUGUAUAUAUGAAAAAAAGUUGGAGAUUGAAGUUCUUGUUA